Molecule: messenger RNA, 2146 nt
Organism: Clupea harengus (Atlantic herring)
Lineage: Eukaryota; Metazoa; Chordata; Actinopteri; Clupeiformes; Clupeidae
Gene: arfrp1
Product: ARF related protein 1
Biological process (GO): Golgi to plasma membrane protein transport; protein localization to Golgi apparatus; intracellular protein transport
Cellular component (GO): Golgi apparatus
Molecular function (GO): GTPase activity; GTP binding
Source: RefSeq, a predicted model, not a curated record
AAUGUGCCAACUACUUCCGUUUGCACAUGUAGCAGCAGAACACAGAUAAACAGAGCGUACAGCCUGUUGUUAACUACGAGCUAUAUCGACUUGAUCAAAGUUGAAUUCGGUAUUAAAGGCCGUGGUAACAGUACCGCCAAAUCCAAAUCGCAACCUUUAAUGGCGUCGUAAUCAGAAUAGCUCAUGUCUUUUUCAGAAUGUAAGUUACUAUCCCUAGCUAACGUUAGCUAACUGUCUAGUUGCAGCCAGCUAGCUAAUGUUCCAUGUUAAGGUUAACAACUAUUUGUACAAGAAGCCAGAAUGUAUACGCUAUUGUCGGGUUUGUAUAAAUACAUGUUUCAGAAGGACGAGUACUGCAUUUUGAUCCUGGGACUGGACAAUGCAGGGAAAACGACCUUCUUGGAGCAAACCAAAACUAAGUUUAGUAGAAAUUACAAAGGAAUGAGUCUCUCGAAGAUCACAACAACAGUCGGUCUUAAUAUCGGCACCAUUGACGUCGGGAAAGCUCGUCUGAUGUUUUGGGAUCUUGGCGGCCAAGAUGAGUUGCAGUCAUUGUGGGAUAAAUAUUAUGCAGAGUCUCAUGGCGUGAUCUAUGUCAUUGACUCAACUGAUGAAGAACGACUGACUGAGUCAAAGGAUGCGUUUGAAAAAAUGAUAAGCAGCGAGGUUUUGGAAGGAGUCCCGCUCCUCGUGCUAGCCAACAAACAAGACGUAGAGAACUGCCUGUCUGUGCCAGACAUUAAAACCUCUUUCAGUGACUGUGCCCCAAAGAUUGGGAAACGGGAUUGUCUAGUACAGCCCUGCACUGCUUUAACAGGGCAGGGGGUGAACGAAGGCAUUGAAUGGAUGGUUAAGUGUGUGAUCCGGAACAUUCAUCGGCCUCCGAGACAAAAGGACAUCACAUAAACACCCCUCUUGUAAUUGUACUGAUUGUUUGAACUUGUGUGUGUGUAUUAGUGAGUCAGUGCAAAGAACAAUAUUGCAGAACUGUGACAUUGCAGGUUUGACUGGUUGUGUGUGGUGUCAGCUGGUCUGCGGUCUUAGACCAGGCCAGUGCUCCAGGAUUUCAGACCUCCUCCUUCACGUACUGACUAUGGCUUUUUUUUUAAACUGUGAAAUUCUCAGCAGAACGUUUUUGUGGAGGUUACAUUAAAAAAAAAAAAAAAAAAAAAGAGAGUGAAAACAACUGAUGCUCUCUAAGGCUUUGAGACUGCAAAACCAUCGUCACAUUUCUGUCAUUUCCUCCUCAGUAAUGAGACGAUAAGGAUCCUGUUUGGUGAUUUUUGAGGUGGCUGCAGUAACGCUUUGUUGAUAUCUCCAUAAAUCAGAAUUUGCACUUUGCCUCUGUAUUUUGCAGUGGGAUCGCAAUUCAAUCUCAUCAAUCUAAAUUUGUGAUGGUCUGAAUGAAUUGUGUUAGUUGUUGUUGUUGUUUGUUUUUUUUCUUGCUUGACAUUCACCUAAAUCAGAGAAAGCGUUCAGCCUGUUAUUCUAGAGUUGUCAAGACAGCGUCAAGUUAAGAAAGGAAAAACAACAGCACCCACCUUCAGGUGGUUUUGACUGCAGAACGAUUGCUGUCUCUCUUCCCCAAGAUUGAAUGAAGUUGAAACAUAACACGUCAUGAUACAAGUGGUAAUAUACAUUACAUAGUGUUUUUGCUUCUCCCUGCCCCUUGUAUUCUGGGACACAUCAUGUACAGAUCUGUAUAUGACCUAUAGAUUCAAAUAGCACAGUCCUUUUGUCAGUUCUGUAUACCGUGACCCGAGAUGGACAUGACCUUCUUAAACCUUGACUUGCUGACAUUAUAUUUCACUUGAAGAUUCCUUAAGCCCUGUAUUUGAAUUUGCAAGGAAGAAUUUGCUGUGAGGUCUUGUGAAAAACUGCAACCUCCAUCACACCUACAUUUAUCGUACUCUAUCUUACAAGCCAAAACAAAACUGCGGUCACCAGUCCCAAACAUACCAAAAAAAAAGUCUUGCCUACUCAUUCCUAUGUCAGCAUAAAGGAGGAACUGUCCCAGUAUGACUUGAAUGGGAUUCUGUUUUUCUAUUUUAGCCUUUUGUCUAUCUGUGUAUACUUUACCCUAAAACAAUGUUAAUAGAUUUUUAAUGAUAUUCAAGAAAUUAUGUAAUAAACAACCAUUUGCAAA